GUUGGAGAAGGAAGAGACCAGAUAAAAAGACCCAAAUCAUUGUGGUACAAGGUCUUCUCUAAGCCUCCAUUCAUGGCUUCUGCUGGCCUGCAGCUCCUGGGCAUCAUCCUUUCCUUACUGGGCUGGAUAUCGGGCAUAGUGUCCUGUGCCAUGCCCAUGUGGAAAGUCACAGCCUUCAUUGGCAAUAACAUCGUAGUGGCCCAGGUGGUAUGGGAAGGCCUCUGGAUGAAUUGUGUGGUCCAGAGCACUGGCCAGAUGCAGUGCAAGGUGCAUGAUUCCAUGUUGGCCCUGUCUCAUGACGUCCAAGCAUCUAGAGCCCUCAUGGUUGUAGCUCUGCUUCUGGCCCUGGUGGGCCUGCUGAUCUACCUUGCUGGGGCUAAGUGUACCACAUGUGUCGAAGACGAGGAACCAAAAGCUCGGCUUGUACUGACUUCAGGGGUCAUUUUCCUCAUCACUGCAGUCCUGGUCCUGAUCCCUGUGUGCUGGACUGCCCAUGUGAUCAUCAGGAAUUUCUACAACCCCCUGGUGGCUGACGCUCAGAAACGGGAGUUGGGGCACAGCCUGUAUGUGGGCUGGGCAGCUGCAAGCCUUUUUAUACUAGGUGGGUCGCUACUGUGCUGCACUUGCCCCUCAGGCAACUCAAGAGGCACAAGCCAUUAUGUGGCCCGGUACUCUGCUUCUGCUCCUCCAGCGGGCUCCAGAGGUCCUUCUGAAUACCCAACCAAGAAUUAUGUGUGAAUCGGGAAAGGGGCGAAAAGCACCAAAUGACUCCCUAAGAUAAGGGAAGUCCUCCUUCCCCAUUUUCCCUGUCAAGAUGAAGUUACAGGUGAUCCCUGUCGGUCUUGAGAGUUUUGUUUUCUUUCUUUUUUUUAAACCCCUUGGAUGACCAAGCCAAGAACAUGACUCCACAUCCCUUCCUGGUCUUUACUGCUGCUACUGAUGCAAAGUCUUCCAAACAUCCUUGGAUAAGGAGCUACAGAGAUGCUGCCUAAGAGCUCCAGCAUCUUUUCCUGGAUACCAUAAAGAUCUAUGCUAUUUCUCUGGAAAUGCUAGAACCCUCUUUGGUUGUGGGACUGAACUCUAAACCUAUCAAGUGCAAAGUUCUCCAGUGUGCUCUGUCCUUGCCAUUCCCAACUCCCAGGAAAACAGGACCACCAAGAUUCCACUAGCCUUUCUUGGUCUCCAUGGGAACUGUGAUAACAAUUAUGAUUCUCCUGGACUCCCAGAAGGCAGGAAGUGAUCUCCGUGCUGGCUCUGGUAUCCAGCUUUCAACAUAUUCCUCCUAAUCCAGAAUCUAGCAAAUAUUUCCCCCACCUUCUCAUCAUGCUGCUGCCUUCCCCCCCAGUCUUUUUGUGGAGUUUCCAUGGUUUGAGAUUUUUGAGAAUAAAAUGUU
Vombatus ursinus (common wombat) is the source of this 1393-nucleotide messenger RNA. RefSeq names its product claudin 6 (gene CLDN6). Gene Ontology annotation, cellular component: bicellular tight junction; plasma membrane. The record is from RefSeq and is a predicted model, not a curated record. Gene Ontology annotation, biological process: cell adhesion; bicellular tight junction assembly. NCBI's taxonomy places the organism in Eukaryota, Metazoa, Chordata, Mammalia, Diprotodontia, Vombatidae. Gene Ontology annotation, molecular function: structural molecule activity. The coding region runs from base 73 to 738 and encodes 221 amino acids. The transcript has 2 exons.